This is a messenger RNA of Elgaria multicarinata webbii, 3421 nucleotides long. RefSeq names its product calcium homeostasis endoplasmic reticulum protein (gene CHERP). Gene Ontology annotation, molecular function: RNA binding. The record is from RefSeq and is a predicted model, not a curated record. Gene Ontology annotation, biological process: intracellular calcium ion homeostasis; RNA processing. Lineage: Eukaryota; Metazoa; Chordata; Lepidosauria; Squamata; Anguidae. Gene Ontology annotation, cellular component: perinuclear region of cytoplasm.
CCGGCGCGGCCUAGUGCGGCUCUGAGGCGCUCCGCGGACCCCGGACCUCGCCGCCGCCGCCGCCAUGGAGAUGCCGCUGCCGCCCCCGCCGCCGCCCGAGGACCAGGAGUUGCGCAAUGUCAUUGACAAGUUGGCCCAGUUCGUGGCGCGGAAUGGUCCCGAGUUCGAGAAGAUGACCAUGGAGAAGCAGAAGGAGAACCCAAAGUUCUCCUUCCUCUUUGGGGGCGAUUUCUACGGCUACUACAAGUACAAGCUGGCCCUGGAGCAGCAGCAGCUGUUGUGCAAGCAGAGCCAAGACCUCGAAGCGGGGGCCCCGAUGCAGCCGCUGCCCCAGCCCUCCUUGGCAGCGGCAGCCGCCGCUGCCGCCGCCCCAGCUGCCGUCCCCGGCCCCGCUCCCCAGGGGACGCCCUCCAUGGAGGAGCUGAUCCAGCAGAGCCAGUGGAACCUCCAGCAGCAGGAGCAGCAUCUCUUGGCGCUGAGACAGGAGCAAAUCACCUCUGCCAUCGCUCUGGCGAUUGAGCAGCAAAUGCAGAAGGUCCUGGAGGAAACCCAGCUGGACAUGAACGAGUUCGACAACUUGCUGCAGCCGAUCAUUGACACCUGCACCAAGGAUGCCAUCUCGGCCGGCAAGAACUGGAUGUUCAGCAACGCCAAGUCCCCCCAGCACUGCGAGCUGAUGGCCGGACACCUGCGCAACCGCAUCACGGCCGAGGGGGCGCAUUUCGAGCUGCGGCUGCACCUGAUCUACCUGAUCAACGAUGUGCUCCACCACUGCCAGCGGAAGCAGCAGCGUGACCUCCUGGCCGCCCUGCAGAAGGUGGUGGUGCCCAUCUACUGCACCAGCUUCCUGGCCGUGGAGGAAGACAAGCAGCAGAAGAUCGCCCGGCUCCUCCAGCUGUGGGAGAAAAAUGGCUACUUUGAUGAGUCCAUCAUCCAGCAGCUGCAGAGCCCGGCCCUGGGACUUGGCCAGUACCAGGCCACCCUGAUCAUGGAGUACGCGAGCGUGGUGCAGCCAGUCCAGGUGGCCUUCCAGCAGCAGAUCCAGACCCUGAAGACGCAGCACGAGGACUUUGUCAGCAGCCUCACCCAGCAGCAGCAGCAGCAGCAGCAGCAGCAGCAGCAGCAGAUCCAAAUCCCCGCUCUGGAGAGUGAGGGGAAAGCCCCGGCCCCGGCCCCGGCCCCUCCGCCGGCCACUGCCGCUGCCGUCGUGCAAGCAGAUGAGGGCAAAGCUCCGCUGCCCCUGGCCGGCAGCUCCACGGAAUACGAGGCCACGGCCGCCGGCCCCCCGGAUGCAGCCGCCCCGCCGCCCCCCCCGCCGGGGCCUCGGGGGCCGGGCCCGCACGAGCACCUUCCUCCCAACAAGCCGCCCUGGUUCGACCAGCCCCACCCCGUGGCCCCGUGGGGCCAGCAGCAGCCGCCGCCACCGCCGGAGCAGCCCCCAUUCCCGCCCCACCAGCAGGGGCCGCCCCACUGCCCCCCCUGGAACAGCAACCACGAGGGCAUGUGGAACGAGCAGCGGGAGGCCGGCUGGAGCGGGCAGCGCGACGCCCCCUGGAGCGGCCAGCCGGAGCCCGCCUGGAGCGGCCAGUUCGAGCAGCCCCCCUGGAGCAGCCAGCAUGAGCAGCCCCCCUGGGGGGGGCGGGGGGCGGCGGGGGCGGGGGCGGGGGGGGGCGGCGGGGGCCAGCGGGAGCCCCCCUUCCGCCUGCAGCGCCCCCCCCACUUCCGGGGGCCCUUCCCCCCGCACCAGCAGCACCCGCCCUUCACCCAGCCGCCGCACCCCCACAACUUCAGCCGCUUCCCGCCGCGCUUCAUGCAGGACGACUUCCCCCCCCGGCACCCCUUCGAGCGGCCCCCGUACCCGCACCGCUUCGACUACCCCCAGGGGGACUUCCCUCAGGAGAUUGGCCCUCCACACCACCACCCCGGGCACCGCAUGCCGCACCCCGGAAUCAGCGAGCACCCCCCGUGGGGCGGGCCCCAGCACCCCGACUUUGGGCCGCCCCCCCACGGCUUCAACGGGCAGCCGCCUCACAUGCGCCGGCAGGGCCCCCCCCACGUCAACCACGAUGACCCGAGCCUGGUGCCCAACGUGCCGUACUUCGACCUCCCCGCGGGACUUAUGGCUCCCCUCGUCAAACUGGAAGAUCACGAGUACAAGCCCCUGGACCCCAAAGACAUCCGCCUGCCUCCCCCGAUGCCCCCCAGCGAGAGGCUGCUGGCCGCGGUGGAAGCCUUCUACAGCCCUCCUUCCCACGACAGGCCCAGGAACAGCGAGGGCUGGGAGCAGAACGGGCUGUACGAAUUCUUCCGUGCAAAGAUGCGAGCCCGGCGGCGCAAAGGGCAGGAGAAAAGGAACAGCGGCCCCUCGCAGUCCCGCAGCAGGUCCAAAAGCCGCGGCCGGUCUUCUUCCCGCUCCAACUCGAGGUCUUCGAAAUCCUCCGGCUCUUACUCCCGGUCCCGGUCCCGAUCCUGCUCUCGGUCACGCUCCUACUCUCGAUCACAGUCCAGGAGCCGGAGCCGCUCCCGCUCUUCCCGAAGCCGGUCCCGCUCCCGCUCCCGGUCCAAGUCCUACUCCCCUGGAAGGCGGCGCCGGUCCCGAUCCCGCAGCCAAACGCCUCCUUCUGCGGCCGGAUUGGGCUCCAGCUCAGGGCCUCCGAUACCAGACCCGAGACUGGGAGAGGAGAAUAAAGGGCACCAGAUGCUGGUGAAGAUGGGCUGGAGUGGGUCCGGGGGCCUGGGGGCCAAGGAGCAAGGCAUCCAGGACCCCAUUAAAGGAGGGGACAUCCGAGACAAGUGGGACCAGUACAAGGGCGUGGGGGUCGCCCUGGACGACCCCUACGAGAACUACCGGAGGAACAAGAGCUACUCUUUCAUCGCUCGCAUGAAGGCCCGGGACGAGAGUUAAUCCUGCUCGACGCGGAGGGAGCCCGCCCGCCGGGUGGCUGCUGAGGACUGGGCAGGUGAAUCCUGGCUGUCCCGUGCCGCGUCCAGAACCCGCCCCCCAGGCCCUCACCGCCCCACCCGAGGACGUUCAGUGCUUCACCAGGAGAGGAAGCCUUGAGGCCUCUUGUAUUUUUGUAUAUACCCUCGGAAGCAAAGCGUUAACGGGAGCGCGCUGCAGACCGACUCUCGCGUAGCACCACUCGCCCCACGCCAGUUUCAAAACUCAAAGCCUCCCUAGAAAGUACCACCCCCGCCCCGUCGCAAAGCAGGAGGGGUGGCUGGAGGCUGGGAGGGGCGGAGUCCUGCCCCGAGUCCCCCAGGGCCCCCCUGCCCCUCCCCAAGCAGCUGCCCCCGUCGACAGGGUGAGGGAGCCACCGCCGUAGAGGGAUUUACUGUAGCUGUGAAACUGUUGCCCGUCUGCCCUCCGCCGUCUUGUACUGACCGUUGCCUUCCAAUAAACAAGGCUCUUUUUUUUCUA